Messenger RNA from Adineta ricciae, 405 nucleotides. The record is from the annotation of a GenBank genome assembly. Lineage: Eukaryota; Metazoa; Rotifera; Eurotatoria; Adinetida; Adinetidae.
AUGUUUUCUUCACAAGUGUGUUCGAUCUUUCAUUCGCAUCCUAAACUAACUUCGUGCCAUUGGUCAUCACCAGGUCGAUCGAUAACAAAUGAGCGGGGUACUACUUCAUUCGGUUAUGAACAAUCAUGCCAAAGUUCAGCACAAUUAUUUGUCAAUAAAAAAGCACAUCCCAAACGACACCUUCUCUGUGCACUUAUUGCAACUAUCUUAUUCCUUCCGACUGGUCUGGGAGCGAUCUAUUUUGCAUCAAAAUCUUGGAAAUGCGAGUGCCAUGGCCAUUACGAACAAGCAUUGAUUUACUCGAAUCGAUCGUUUUCGUGGGCAGUAGCGACAUUCGUCAUUGCACUCUUCUUGUAUUUGACCGUUGGUCUAUUUAUUGUUAUCUGUAAAUCUCGUCCGUAUUGA